This is a messenger RNA of Procambarus clarkii (red swamp crayfish), 649 nucleotides long. The record is from RefSeq and is a predicted model, not a curated record. Lineage: Eukaryota; Metazoa; Arthropoda; Malacostraca; Decapoda; Cambaridae.
UCACUGUUCACUGUUUGCAGGUCAAAAGUUCUUACUCUCACAGUUUAGUGAUUGCAAGCGAAAAAGCUCUUACUCUCACAGCUCAGUGUUUUCAGGCCAAAAGCUCCCUCUCACACAGCUCGGUUUUUGAAAGCAAAUAACUCUCCCACCCUGAGAGAACAAACAGCAACAUUGCAUUUCCAACACAUUUUCCGUUGCAGCGCAAGACCGUCUUUACCUGAUGAGACCCUGUGAGAGGCCUUGGGUCCGUCGCGGACGACCUGGGGCGGUCCUCCUCCUCCUCAGUGUGUUCUCCGUGUGUGUGAUGGUGGAGUGGUGCUGGGAGGCGAGGACGCCGCUUCUGGCUAGUGAAGGCUCUACGGCAGAUGAAGACCUUCUCCUAGCUGGGAAUCCUAACCUCUUGUUAGACUUCGAUCAUCAGCUGCUCUCGGACCUCGACCUGGACCAACUAUCACAUGUUAAUCCGCAUUUACUACCAGGUGUAGAUCCAGAUCUUCUGAUAGAAGACUACUCAGAUGUGGUUGGUGGCUUUAAAGACGAAUUCUUCGCCCGGGAGUUGAACGCCUUCAGGGCGGCUUCUGAAGGGUCUUACCCAGUGCCGUCUCAAAGGUGCUUAUCCUGGCUUAUUUUUAAUUUGCUGACUGUAUAG